Molecule: messenger RNA, 2505 nt
Organism: Sungouiella intermedia
Lineage: Eukaryota; Fungi; Ascomycota; Pichiomycetes; Serinales; Metschnikowiaceae
Source: the annotation of a GenBank genome assembly
AUGGCGGUCAGAAAACCGCUUAAGGCGUUCACUACGCCGUUUGGCUCUGGUGCUGGUAUGUCAAAGGAAAAUCGUCCGCCUCCAGUCAAAGAUUCUGAAGCCCGUUUGGCCAGACCAUUUAAAGUGCCAUUUGCCAAUCUGACUAAUACCGCUGGCAAUGGCCACAGCGUAUUGAGAGUUCCCGAACGAAAAGCUCGACAGGCUAUACAUAGUUAUGCUGAAGGUGAAAAUGGAGUCAUUGUAAUCGACGACGAUUUAGACCCGUCAGUAAAUGCCAAUAAUCAACUUGUGGCAAGAAAGAGAAAAGGAGCAUUACUACUGCGUUCAAUGUUAAAGGGAGACAUCGUAACAAAGAAUGAGCAGAGGUUCAAGCGGCAUUUUGCUGUGCCUUUUGCUAAAAAUAACGAGAAGAAAGACCUCAUAGACUUAUCCAGUUCACCGCCUCCACUUGGAACGCGUCGAAAAGUGGUGGUGCCGCCUCGAGCACUCCAUGAUCCCACCAGUGAGUUUGCCAUAGUGUUGUACGAUCCUACGGUUGAUGUGAUUCCGAAAAUUGAGGACGAAAUCAAAGAAGAGUCGAUAUCUCCGCCACCUGAAUCGGAAGGUGAACCUCCUAAAAAGAAGAGACGGCCAGAGAAGUCACUUGCGGAAAUCUUGGGCAUUUGUAAAACUCCAGACUCGGCAACAAAGUACCCUGAUGUUCCGGUUGUCAUUGACCCAAGACUUGCAAAGAUUCUUCGACCUCAUCAAGUCGCAGGUGUGAAGUUUCUCUACCGAUGCACCGCAGGAUUGUUGGAUCCUCGAGCAAAAGGUUGUAUUAUGGCCGAUGAAAUGGGGUUGGGGAAAACUCUUCAAUGUUUAGCAUUAAUGUGGACCUUGCUUCGACAAAGCCCUCGUGGAAAAAAGACAAUCGAAAAGUGCAUUAUUGUUUGUCCAUCGUCGCUUGUUCGCAACUGGGCAAAUGAAAUUAUCAAGUGGCUAGGAGAAGGUGUAUUGACCCCAUUAGCAGUUGAUGGAAAGAGUACGAAGGCUGCAGAUUUGGGCCAAGCACUUCAACAAUGGUCCGUGGCAUCGGGAAGAAAUGUUGUUAGACCGGUUCUCAUCAUCUCUUAUGAGACCUUGAGAAGAAAUGUCGAUAAGCUAGCGGGAACAGAGGUAGGACUUAUGUUGGCUGACGAGGGCCAUCGACUCAAGAAUGGGGACUCCUUAACAUUUACGGCACUUAAUUCACUUCGGUGUGACAGAAGAGUCAUCUUGAGUGGAACACCUAUACAGAAUGAUUUGUCUGAGUAUUUUUCUUUGUUGAACUUCGCCAACCCUGGUUAUCUCGGUACUAGAAACCAAUUCAAAAAGAACUUUGAGAAUAUCAUUUUGAGAGGAAGAGAUGCCGACGCAACCGAUGAUGAAGUUAAGAAAGGUGAAGAGAAAUUGGCUGAGUUGUCUCAGCUUGUAUCAAAAUUCAUUAUCAGACGAACCAACGACAUCUUGUCUAAGUACUUACCAGUGAAGUAUGAAUAUGUCGUGUACGUUGGAUUAUCUCCCUUCCAACGAGCAUUGUAUGAACACUUUAUCACAUCAGAAUCCAACAGUGCUCUUCUCAGAUCUCAGCCUUUGAAAGCUAUUGACAUGUUGAAAAAGCUUUGUACGCAUCCAGAUUUAUUGGAAUUACCUGGUGAUAUUCGGGGCUGCAGAGAACUAAUACCAGAAGAAUAUGAGAGCCUGGAAGGCGGCGGACGUGGUAAAGAGAUCCAAACAUGGUUCAGUGCCAAGUUUUCUGUUCUCGAACGAUUUUUGCAUCAGAUUCGAAUUGAAACAAACGACAAAAUUGUCAUUAUCUCAAACUACACAAGGACUUUGGAUUUGAUAGAGAAGAUGUGCCGUUACAAAAGGUAUGGGUCGCUUCGACUUGAUGGAACUAUGACGAUUAAUAAGAGACAAAAAAUUGUUGACAAGUUCAAUGAUCCUGAAGGACCGGAGUUCAUUUUUCUCUUGUCAUCCAAAGCAGGUGGAUGUGGAAUCAACUUAAUUGGUGCAAACAGAUUGGUGUUGAUGGACCCUGAUUGGAAUCCAGCCGCAGACCAACAGGCAUUGGCAAGAGUUUGGAGGGAUGGGCAAAAGAAAGAUUGCUACAUUUACAGAUUUAUCUGUACUGGUACAAUUGAGGAGAAAAUCUUUCAACGUCAGUCUAUGAAACUUUCUCUUUCGUCGUGUGUUGUUGAUGAAAAAGAGGAUGUUGAGAGAAUUUUCAGUGGCGACAUGUUGAAGAUGCUUUUCCAAUACCGUUCAGAUACGCAGUGCGAUACUCAUGACACUUACAAUUGCAAAAGGUGCUCAAAGGAAAAGGGGCAAAUUGCCAAGGCUCCCGCAAUGCUUUAUGGAGAUGCAACUACUUGGAAUCAUUUGAACAACAAUGCAUUGAAAGAUAAUGAAGACUCAUUAUUGAGAACCGAAUCCAAUUUUGAUGAUAUUUCGUUUGCGUUCCAGUACAUCUCACAUUUACUGUAA